UUUUCGUGACAACUUGCUAAAGACUGAAGCCGCUGCUCCUUGUCUGCUUCUUUUUUUUUUUGUGUGUGUGUGUGUGUGUGUGUGUGCUUUAUUGCUUUUGCUUUGGUUGAGUCAGCUCUGCACUAGGCCUUGUUUUCCUGAAGCUCGCUAUCGAGCGACUGGAGAGGAAGUGGGAGCCAUCUCUAUUUCCCGCAGCGCGUUCUUUCCUGUCGGUCCUGUAGUCAAGUGAUCUACCUCGCGCGUUAUGGGCCAGUGGCGAGACCACGGGCUCGGAGCAGCCAGCCCCAAGCGCGCUCUUUGAUCGAGCGCGGUCUUGCCAUCUGCUUUGAUAACAGAUGUGUUCGCAGCGCUGUUUACCCCGUCCUGUUGCCCGGAAACUGCGGUGGUCUGCCAGUGCGGCGAUCAAUGCGCACCGAGCCAUUUAGCGCGCUUCGUCCGGCGCGCUCGCACUGAACGCCGGGAGCAGCAAUCAGGCCCGCUAUUGAAACUCGGUGAAUAGCUGUCUGAUUGGUGUGCUGGCCACGGCAUGGCUAAAUAUACGUCGCACGUUGUCUUAUGUACUGUCGCUCCCACGCAGCCCGCCUUGGGCGAAAGAAAGUCCGGAGCUCGUUGGCUGGGCUUACGAUUUUAAUGCCUCCCUGUAAACCGAUGUGUGGCGCCGGGAAAAAAGCCUACAAGCGCGGCUCAUCUCUACGCGCCUUGAUGCACGGUGGCAUUGACGUCCGAAACGCGCGAACUCCGCAUUUGCCAGCUCUCUCACUGCGAGGAGCCUUGUACCCUUCUCAAACCAUUGCGUAUUUACUCGCUAAAUGGGUACAACAACUCAGUCUUCGGGCUCUUGAUAAUAAUUAAUGUUGUUGCCGGUCAGUGUCGUCAGGAGACUGAGAUUGUUCUGUGAUUGGCAAUUAUAAGAAAACGAGGACACAUCAUCACAUGGUGGUGAUGUAGUGGUCUUCCAAUGGCAAUGAUGACGAUGCCCAUGAAGAGCAUCCCUUCCAAGGGUCUCGCCACCUCUCCUCUCGCCUGCGCCAUGGAGAGUUCGAGCAGCCGAAUGCAGCGCAACUUUGCCGAGAAGCAGCGGCGGGACAAGCUGAACAGCUACAUCAAUGAACUGGCCAACAUUGUGCCCAUGGUCUCCAUGGCUUCCAAACGGCUGGACAAGACUAGCAUUCUCCGGCUCAGUGCAGCGCACCUCCGCUUUUAUCAGACUGCACUUGCCUCUGAACGAGGAAAAGUUACCAAAACCAAGUGGAGACCUAAGUUUCUCAGCACUGAUCACCUAAAAGAUCUCCUCGAAGUUGUCGACGGCUUUGUACUAGUCACCUCAACAACGGGCAAGAUUAUAUACAUUUCCCCAUCAGUGGAACGCUUUCUGGGCCAUCAAAAUAUUGAAAUGAUUGGUCACUCCAUCUUCACGUUCCUGCACUCUGCGGAUGUGCAGACUGUGCACGACUGUUUUGAGUCAUUGGUCAGAGGACCCAUGCAGCGCCGGGGCGACUGGGUCAGCUCGGAACGAUGCUCUUUCUUUUGCCGCAUUCGUGAACGCAGCCAGCCUCGCUCCGAGGUGCUCACUUACCAGGUGAUCCAGGUGGUGGGCCACCUGACUGGGCCAGCCUCGGACAAGGCCGAUAGUCAGGGCUCUAAUUGCCUUUUCAAGACCUUCGUACGACUGGUCAACACCAAUCCGUACAAAGAGCUUUCCUUACGCGAGGCCUGCCAGGACGAGUAUGUCACGCGGCACAAACUCGACGGCACCAUCAUUUUUGCGGACCACAGGCUGUCUACUCUGACGGGUCACCUUCCCCACGAGGUGUUGGGAGUGUCAGCCCACAAGUACCUGCACCCAAGUGACAUGGCCAUCGCCAUGUUUGCACAGAAACAAAUGUUCGCCAGCAACUCAGGAAAAGGUGUUGUUGUCUAUCGUCUGAGGACUCGUGACGAUUCGUUCAUUUUCCUCCGCUCUUCGGGCUAUCUGCAAUAUGACCAAGGCACCAUGCAGAUGGACCACUUUGUGUGCAUCAACACGCUGAUGACGGAAGAGGAUGGACAGCGGGAGCUGCAGACCUUCUUUGAGCGUUUCUCACCGCACAUCACGGCCAUGUCUGUGCAAGAGCUGGGCGAGUUCUUCGCCUCGUACACGGCCCGUCGUACAGCCAAGCUGGCUGGCUUCACCGAGGGCAGUGCCACCCAAAAUCCCCUGUCCCUGUCUCGGCUGGUGGAGCCCAACUUAUACCUGGGCUCUGACUGUCUCGUCAAGAUCAAGCGGGAACCCCAUGACCUGCAGGGCGAUGCCCUUAUCCAUGGUCCAGAGGCGGCGCACAGUACCUGGCACAUGAGCCAAGAAUCGUCCUUUCAAGACUCAGUACGGCAAGACGACGACGACGACGACGAUGACUGCGAAGACACGUAGCGAUACAAGGAGAUACUGUCGUAAGGUAUAGACUCGCACCCAUGCGCCUGUGGACAUUUCGUGGGAACGCCGCAGGCCUGCACCGCCGGAGUGUGUGUGCCAGUGCUUGUGUACCGAACAUGGACAGAAGAAAACUGACGGCCAGUGCAAUACAGUGCAGUGUGCAGUCUGGUCUGUGGAAGGGACCAAAGCAACAAGGCUGCUUCUGCUACUCCUGUGGGUGGCGGCCCCAGACUCUGUCUCUCUCUUUUUCUCAAGGCCACCACCUGCGCUGUGCUCUGCCUCUUGUCGCCGCACUCCACAAGGGGUCUUGUGGUCGAGACAAGGACAUUGGGGGACACAGACAGUAGGUUGCAUUGUGAGAUCUUUUUUCUUCGUAGUUUUCUUUUUUUUUUUCCCUGGCCUUGUUUUCGUUUUUCUUUUCUUAGUGUUAAUCAUCCUGUACAUUUUUUUUUUUUUUUUUGCAAAUUUGUUGCUGCACAGGCAUCAAAAGAAUUGUUUUGUCCAAAGCAAUGUGUGCAACUCCCUGUUUUGCGGUGCAGAACAUUCUAGUCUUUCUCACAUGCUUCACCGUUGAUUUUUUUUUUCCUUUUUUUUAUGAUUAUUAUAUUUUUACACCACUACCCAUCAUCUCCAUCAGGAUGGCAGUGUUGAGUGCAGUCCUUAAAUGAAAGCCUUGAAGGAGCUAUUUUCAUAUUGUCUUGUUGGGAAGAUAACAUGAUAUAUAUAUAUAUACAUAUAUAUAUAUACACACACACACAUAAUAUACUACCAGUGCUCAAUGAUUCGCGUUGUAGUCUUUGAAUGUAGUUUUAGAAUUGGACAAAGCUCAAAUCAGCCUGUGGUUGCAUUUACCAAGGAUCUCUGGCUUUGGUGUAGAAAGUGUUUGGCAUUGCAUGACCAAUGAAUUAGCAAGAGGCAGCAGGCAAAGCACAAUUCAGUGAUAUGUCUGUACGGCUGAGCUUUCACCCAUCCCCAAACCCCAUUGCCUGGACGUGUGAACAUUCGGUGUUGAUGCCAGUUUGAACCGGGACUUAGUGCAAAUCAUCACAUCCCUCUCCCCCCCCCCCCCCCCCUCCAUAGCGCCUUUUUACCACCCUAUUCUUCACCCAGCUGUUCUGUUUUUGUGUACAAAAAGGGCAUGCAUGACAACAUAUUUAAUAUACAUGUCUAGUGCAAUCGGAGAGUGCUUGUAAAUGUGCUCGUGCAUCGUGAUCACCUUCGUUCCAGGCAAGCUGUGGUCGUCACUCUUUUUUUGUGUGUGUUUUUGGCGUCUUGGCGUUGUUGUCCAGUAGAGCUACUGGAAGUUUGUUUCUCCUUAGGCUUGUUAAUGUUUUUUGUUGGUUGGUUGAGGGCAGGUGUUAAAAGACAAAUAACCAUUGAUAUGCCUCACUCACAAGUUGUUUGAGGCUCUUACAGGGCCAGACAAGCUUCUCUAGAUUAUUCUAUAUUUUAGGGCUCAAGCACUGCCGGGCAUUGCUUAAAGGGCCUUGUGCGGCACAAUCGUUACUUGAGGAGCACUAGGAACUCUUCACUUUUGAAGGAAAGAGAGAAAAAAAAAAUGUGGCUAUUUUUUACUUGGGCUUUUUGAGGUGGGUUAGUUUGUAGCCAAGAUAUCAAAAGGCCAGAUUGCCACUACUUGCUGCUGAGCUGUUGUCGCUGAAUUGUUAUUGAGCACUCCUUCACAGAGAAAGCUAUGUGAAAGCGUUGAAAAACAGACAUGAGCUUUGUAGCUUGAUUGGAAGUCAUAGGUUGGUGGUAAUUUUUACCGUGGGAAGCGUACACGCAUCGGAAGGGUGCUACAUCACUGGAGCUUCUACAAAACACUGUUACCUUUUUGCGGCUUAUAAUUUUUAAACAUGUUGAUGUUUGGAAUUUUCUUAAAUGGAGUAUUCAUAUUGCACUUGUAACAUAUUUGUAUGUCCUUUUGAAGCAUGCCUGUGUGGUUGUAAGGCACAACUUGUUACCUGGCUCAAAUUUUCUUGUAAAGUCUAGUUGAAAGCAUGUGAAAUGUGUAUAAAAUGCCUUGUGAUAUAUGACAGCCAUUGUGUAGUUCAAAUGAAAAACAUAUGGAAUGUCAUGUUUAUUGUUUAUUUUCUGCUAAAUACAUGUAAUAUUGAAAGAUCUUUUGCAUGCCAAACCAUACCUAAAGGUUUUUUCUUUCUUUUUUUUCGUUUUUCUUUUUUUUUUUUAAGCAUGCAAACAGUACGAGUAUAUCUGAGGCACAUUGUGAAAUUGGCUGCCGUGAACGUAUGAAAUGUUAUGAUGUAGUGCUUAUUAAAUUUAACUGGUUGCAUGGUUCAAAAAGGAACAGGCUGUGAGACGCCCUCCAAGUCGCGUUAUGCCUCGCCAGGCUGCAGCUUACGACACUGACAGUUUAUAACAAACCUUUUCACGAGCUCCUGUAAAUCGUUACAAAGUGUUUUUUCGACUGGGACAAAAAUGAAAGGUGUGCCAUUUAUGAGAAAGCUAGAACUCUCGACCUUCUUUAUGUGCAUAGGAAGUGCAGAAGUGUUUUCAUUUGGCAAGCAAUGAAACAAUAUAAGUAAAAUUUGUUCCAUUGAAAAAAAAUUGAAUUUUAAAUUCCCAGGAACUAAAAAUUGGGGAAAAAAAAUAACGAAGUUUUACAACCCCAUAUUCACAAUAAAAACAGGCACUGCAAUUCUGUAAUCUGCGCCAAUUAGGAUGUGCAGAGUGGACAAAAUCUAUGUAUUAUUAUUUGCCCUGUGAUGUGAAUAACUUGUAUGAUUUUUUUUGCAACACAUACAUAAACCAAAUAACUGUUACAUGUAAUUUCCAACUUAGUACAUUGAAUUAAUCUGCUUUACACACUCUAAUGAAUACAGUUUACAGAAUUGCGUUCUUUGUUUAUUGAGAGUUGUAAACUUGACUGCACUAUUUUCACAAUGUUACUGAUUUAGAUCAAACUUCUUAGAAGCAUUGAGGACCUUGCAAUAGUAUGGAAACUUUGGUGAGUCGACAAAAGUUCAUAUUUGCUGCUUGUAAAAUUGAGGACCUACAUCGGAAUCUGCUCCCAACAGACACUAGAAUUAAACUUCUAAUGCAGCAAAGUUUGUUCAGAUUAGUUCAAUUUAACCCAGUAGGAGCAUUAAGUAGUGAGAGCAUUUCUGCAUCUUGCCGACAUUCAAUUGACAAAGUUGGAGUUAGCCCGAGCUAAAGCCCCCUCCCUCAUAAUUGUGUCACACACAAUUGUGCUAUUAUUGAUUCCACCAUUAAUGUCGCAACGUGUCUGGAGCAUGGGAUUGUGGAAUGUUGCUUUUUUCGUCCACAAUACUGUUGCAAUAACUGGAUUUGUACAUUGCCUUAAGGUUAGAAGUGGCACAAAUUACUGGGUGAAUUGUGGGACCAAAUUUUCUUGCCUCAUGGGCCCACAUUGUUUACUCACACAGAGGAACUUGCCCUUGUAUUUACACAUGGCAUUCUUGCUAGAGAUAUUUGGACAGCAUUGCUUCAUUGUUCAACUUUUAAUCCUACCAGACACAUUGUAUGUGUCUCGGAACGGAGAUGCAGAUUUAGAAGGUGCAUGGCAUUGGCUGUAGCUGUUGUGAGCUUGGUAUGCUUGCUCAGAAAUGGUCCAUGAAAAGUUAGUUAGUAUGCAUUCUUACCUGCAACAAGACUGUCAAACAGUUGCACUGUCCUCCUUUAGGGACAAUACCAAUUUUCCAUCCGUAUAGCCCGAAACAAGAUUUCAAGAAAUUAAUGUGCAAAAACAAGUGAAGUUAAAGUUUGGUGUUGGAUGUAGCUUUUCCACAUUUCCGUGAAGCCUUGUCAUGAAGCAGAUCUGAAAGCGAAUCAUGUAAUGUGUGCUGCUAAUUGCUGUAAAGCUGCACUACACUUCAGCAGAAAGCAGCAGUGAAAUUAGUAACGAUGGGAUGUACAAAAUGGAAGAGUGCUUCUAGAGCUGUGCUCUUUGCACGACAUUGGUGCCAGGUUGCUUUUGUUAAGACUUGAAAGUUGUAUGGGUUCGUUUCUGCAGGUUGUGUAUACUUUUUAGCAUGUGUCCACAUUAUACAGGGAAUUUUUUU
Molecule: messenger RNA, 6456 nt
Organism: Dermacentor silvarum
Lineage: Eukaryota; Metazoa; Arthropoda; Arachnida; Ixodida; Ixodidae
Product: protein cycle
Exons: 10
Coding region: 959-2410 (483 amino acids)
Biological process (GO): regulation of transcription by RNA polymerase II
Cellular component (GO): aryl hydrocarbon receptor complex; cytoplasm; transcription regulator complex
Molecular function (GO): DNA-binding transcription factor activity, RNA polymerase II-specific; protein dimerization activity; RNA polymerase II cis-regulatory region sequence-specific DNA binding
Source: RefSeq, a predicted model, not a curated record